ACUGCCGUUCAAACCGAAAAGAUCCACAAAAAAGAUUAAUUUCUGGACCUGCCUUUCAAAGAGUAAAGACCCGGCAAGGAUAAGAAACCUACAGAAUAAGUCCUGCGCUGCUCCAGCGUGGCCGCAGUCACAUGACUGAAACGUGUAAAGUCCAACAGCAAGAGUUAGUUCCCCUUGUUAACGCUUCGUAAUUCCCUUUAAUUCUUGCUCCUGUUUCUCACGCACUUUGAUUGUUUGAUCAGUUCCACUUUACGACUGAUAUUUAAGAGGAAAACCCAAUCAAAUAUAUACAAAUGAUUGGUAAUUAAAUGUCUAAAGAAGCAGAUACGGGAUUUUUUAUUAUGUUGAGCUGAGAAAUAAGCAUUAAUGUUUGUUGCAAAAAGGAAGAAAAUUCACUUGAAGCUGUCGUUGUCCGCUUUGACUUCAGUUCUUUGUACUUCAACAUAAACUCACAGCUUCCUCGUUGACCUUUUCUCUCCAUAUCAAUUACUGUGCUGAGGCAUGGCUGUGUGGUAAGUAGCUUGCUUCCUGUGCAUGCGUUGAUUAGUUGCUUCCACACUGAAUGCUGUCGAGACCUGCUUCGUAGCCGUCUUGAAGUGAGGAACCUUUGAAGGCAUGACUGUAAGGUAGGCAUCUGUUUUUUGAGGGAUUUAGUGGGGAUUUGUUGUUUGAUAUUGUUUUUCUUUUUUCAAAUGAGAAAUCCUCACUGAGUCCCAGACAUUUGUCUGCCUGCAGUCGCGCUAAGUGACUCACUUAGUUGUGAGAAUUCUUUUUUGGGGGAUGUGUGUUGCCUUCGAAAAAUUGUAAAAUUUUGGAAAAUUCUACCAAUUUCUGGAGGAUUUUUUUAUGUUCCUGCUGCUGUGACUCUGGAGUACCUUUUUUUGGAAUACCUGUUGCCCAGGAUUACUGGGUGGCCAGAAUUGUGUAUGCUGUGACUUGAACUGUCUUCCUUCUUUCUUUUUCUCUGCUCUUUUUGUUUAUUUUUGACUUUGUUUAGACUUUUUGCUUGAACUGUUUUUUGGACUUUCUUUUCUACAAGCAUGGCAAAGAAGGUAAACACUACGUUGGAGUGGGAGAUUGUACCUCCCAAGCAGUGGCUAAAAGACUUGAACGAGAGAUCCGUGGUGUUGAGGACUUAUUCUAAGUCACUCAACACCAUCACGGAGUUCCCUCAAAUUGAAAUUGAAAAAGAGUUGGCAGAAUAUCUGCCAACUAUUAAGUUUAUUGCCAGGGGUGUCAAGUACGCAACGGUGUGGUUGCUAUUUGACACCCCUGAGGUGGCUCACAAAUUUGUGAGCCAGCCCUUAGAAGGGCAAAAGAUUUUGUUUCUUCCCACAUAUUGUGGAAAGAAAUUAACGAGAGCUUGGGUCUGUGGGCUGCCACCUGGUGUAGAACCCGAGUGGAUAGAAGACACUAUCCACCGGGGUCUGGGUGGCAGCGGAGCCAAGCUCCUAAAUGUUAAAAUUCUACCUGCAGCUGAUUGGGUGAGGUCAAAAGCAGUUUUGACUCUGUGGACCCAAUCAGCCAAGAAUCUAGUUUUCCCAGAUUUUUUGAGAAUGGCUGGUUCUAGGUAUCCAGUGAUUCUUGAGGGACGCCCCCCCAAGUUUCACUUGUGCCUGGAACCAGGCCACAUUAAAAAGAACUGUCCCCAGAACAUAGGUAGGGUCCUGGAACAGUUAAUAGAAGUAGCGCCCCCUGCUCCCCCAUUGGGAGAGGUGGAGGCAGUCGAUGAGGUGGAAACCUCGAAAAAAGGAAACAAAAGGAAAAUGGGUAACAAUGGUUGCCCACCAAAUGACCCUAAAGCUGCAGGAGGGGAGGAAGAUCUACCGGUAAAAGUGGAGGUACCACACCCUCCAGUAGCAAAGGGGAGAAAAAGAAAAAUAUAAAGAACAGGGCAUUGCCGGCAGUUGAUGGUACACUGCUGGCAUGUCCUGAAACCUCGUCGGAAACUGUGGCCCCUCCCAGAGCGACGAGAGAUGAUCUUGUUAUCUUCUUCCAUAAGGGAGGGGCAGUUCACACAAACACACUCACGCACAUGUAUAUAUGUAUGUCUGAAGAAUUUCUUAUAUGAGAUAUUUUACAUUUUUAAUCUACAUCUAAAAGUUUGUGAUUCCUAUUAGGAAAUGAAACACGUGUAAUGCUGAAUAAAUAAUAUCAAACUUUUCUCCAUUGUCCUUAUGUGUUAUGUUAUUACUCUGCAAAAAAUAUUAUCCAAACCACACACAAAAAUAAUAUACAACUUUAAGCCAUUGUAACUUAAAAAUAAUUUUCUGUCGAAGAAGCAAAUUAACUGAUGAAAUUCUACAUGGAAAAUUAUAUGAAUAUCUCAAAUAUUAAAAUUAACACUACAGUUGAAAAUAUCCACACGUGGACCCAAUCAGAAAAGAUCCAACAGGGUGGGUGAUAAUGACAAUAAUAAUGAUUUGAGACAGAAUUAUCAAAGGUCUUCCCCACAAAAUACCAAAUAUAUAAAGUACAAGAGUAUAAAGACAAGACUUAGUUCCCCUUGUUCAGAGUUAAUUCUUCCUAAUUUUGUUGCUCCUGUAGUGAUGCUACUGUGUAGGGUUCAGCGCGCAUGCGCAGAAUGGGACUACUUCCGGGUGGCCACCGGAAGUCUUCCCAUGCACAUGUGCGGGAAACGUUCACUCAAGCCCACCAAGCUCAAAUCUUCCUCUUCGGCUCGACAGCUCAUGCGAUCGGACAUACAUUCACCAGGCUCUGACAACCUCCCGACAUAGCCGCCAACGACCAUCAACAAAUUUCAACAAACUAACAAGAAGCUGCACAUCAGAGGUUGUCCUUCUCCCAUCAGACACAUACGACAUCGCAAUAAAUAAACGAACUGCUGUCUUUUUACCUACAACCUGACUUCGUCUGUAUUGUCUUAUAAAAUUGUAUGUGACUAGAUCGGAUAUCGACACCCUUCCAGUGAAUCAAUAACAGAUCCUUCGUUACAAUUGGUGACCCCAAGUUGAAAAAAAAAAAGAACAGAACAGAAGACGCAGCGAACAGGUUGUUGCCGGAUAGAGCGCUGAACAUUCAUUUUUUCUUCCAGUUUUUCUGCUAAGUCUGAACACGAUCAACUCUACGCAGUCAUCAUCCUUCGACGAUUUGUUUCUGGUCCACUCAAACAGUUAUAAAAGGAGCCUCUCUUAUUUAC
Molecule: messenger RNA, 3160 nt
Organism: Octopus sinensis (East Asian common octopus)
Lineage: Eukaryota; Metazoa; Mollusca; Cephalopoda; Octopoda; Octopodidae
Exons: 2
Coding region: 1041-1886 (281 amino acids)
Source: RefSeq, a predicted model, not a curated record